Molecule: messenger RNA, 4760 nt
Organism: Toxoplasma gondii ME49
Lineage: Eukaryota; Apicomplexa; Conoidasida; Eucoccidiorida; Sarcocystidae
Exons: 6
Coding region: 1048-4293 (1081 amino acids)
Source: RefSeq, a predicted model, not a curated record
CGGCACCCCGUUUCUUAAAUAAGCCGACCACCCGGGCGAGCGUUUUCUCCGUUCAUGGUUCGUACUUUUCACUCGACUUCCACACGCUCGCGGAAGAAACAAGCGAAAAAACUGGAGCGCUAAAUGUCCUCAGAGAGGAGGAAAACUGCCUUGCUGGCCCCAGAAGCUCUGAGGGAAAAUUCACGCAGACGAGAACGAGCAAGACAUCGGCGAAGCCGCUGUUGACGGGGGAAAUCGUUUCACGGCCAGGCAGCCACCGCGAGCGCGGCUGUAAAACACCCGCAAAAUCGGGCGAACUGGUGGUUUUUUGUCUUGCAGAACGAACGCCUUUUGCUGGCACUUGAGUGGAAGCCGAAGAAGCGGAAAUAGGAAUUUCGUUUCCUCUUGGUGUUUUGUUCCAGACAACUCGCUUCUCAAUUGUCUGUCAUGGCACUGGAAUCGCUUGUGGCGGCCAUCUUCUUUUGGUGGUUCCUUCCAGCCUAGCUACCGCAAUUUAAAGCCUUUUUGCUGAUAGCUUCCCGUCGAGAGAGCUUGUUUCCCGAGUCCACCGAGCAAAUAUCCACCUCCUUCCCGUGGUCUGGAGCUUCUUGCCACCUCCUCUGGCGCGUUUUCUCCUUCAUCUUCGUCCCCCUACUCCGUCCCCGCCUACUGUCUUCCAUCCUCUUUGCUUCCGAGUCGUUUUUUCGCCGACUUCGCUGGCCUUCUUCCCUCUUACGCUCCGAUCCUGCUCUCUUACCUCUCCACAUUCGUCUCAAUCACUUACAGUUUCGUAGAUUUGUCUCGUCUUUUCUCGAGUGUUUCCUGUGCGCUGUCUCCUCCGAUUGUUCACUGUCGGGUUUCCGGUAUCCUCUUUGAUCAACUUUUUCCGUGUGACGCCUCCAGCGUCUCGUAAUCUCCGACAGAUGCGGCUUCUCCGUCGAUACGGGACCUUAGGAAACGGUUGCCUGCCUCUACGAAAGACGAAAGGGAGGGUUCGCCGCGGUAGCUUUUGAGGGUCUCAGGAUUUCCAGGGGAUUCCCACCUCUCCUCAGAUUCUUUGGUGUCCGGAUGAUGAACGGCUUCAUAGAAAGGAGGGACGAGCGUCGUCGCCGCGCUGCGGAGGUCCGGGCAGCCGGGGGAUUGACAGGGGCAGAAGCGGGUUCGCCGUCUGCCGCAGCGUCAUCUCCGCGGUCGCUACUAAGUUUCGGCUUGCCUUCCUCGCCUCGCCAGGCGCCGCCCUUCUCUUUUGCGGAGGAAGCGGCUCCGACGUAUGCUUCCUGUCGAGAGAGAGCAGCGCGCCUGCAAGCGGAGGCGGCCGAGAGCCGGGACAAGGCCAGCUGUCUCCGCAUGGGGUUCCAGAGGUCGCGUCUCCUGUCUGCCGCGGCGAUGAAGGAGAAACAGGCCCAGGCGCUGUGGGCCGCGGCAGACGCGGCGGAGCGAGAAGCCUCCCUCAUGGAGCAGCGAGAGGGCGGACGGGUGCAGAGAGAGCAGAGUAUGCGAGUGGAGGAGACGGAGAGAGAAGAGGAGGGAAUGCGAGAGGAGGGACGCGGACGACUUCGUGUCGAUUCAGGCCUUUACGACAAGUCUAGUUCGUCCGUCUCUCCGGUAGCCAAGGCGCAGCGCAGCUCCUGCACAUGGAGCAGGGACGCUGCUGAGAGGGGGGAAUCCGUGUGGAGACGAGAGAGCCAGCAGGAUUACGACAGAGCGGAGGACAAGUCGGCAUUUUCGGAAGUCAGAGACGAAGGCGUUUUCGGUAAAGGACGACACGGCAGAACACGGCUCAGAGAGCCCUGUGUCGCUGGGGCUUUCGCGGAUUCAAAGAGUGGGGGAAGCGCUGAAGAACGGGGUGAAGCAGGCGGUCUGGACGGAGACGUCUCUGCGGAUACUGGAGGGCCUUCGCGGGUGGACCCGCCGUGGGUACGUCGAGCGCAGCAGCUGCGUCUGGAAGCGGCUGAGCACCGAGACCGGGCGCAGUGCGUGCGAGGGUCGAAGCAGAGGGGCUUGCUGAUCAUGGCGGAGAAGAAGGAUAGCGAGGCUGACGCGCUGCUUGCGGCCGGAGGCUGCGACCCCCCAGCGACGUCGCUGUCAAGGACUUCUCCAGCGCCCGACACGCUUUGCGGCUUCCACGAAGGGUGGGCCACUUCGGAGGCUUCCUGUCAACGCCCAUGGGAGCCUCCAAGGAACGAAGCGACUCUCUCUUCCAAACGGCCGUCGCGUGGAAGCCCUGAGGCUCCGCGGCGCUUCCGGCUGGGCAGCGGACGUGAGGUGGUCGAGAGGUCCCCCCCGCAGCCCGGCACGACUGGCCUCGAGCCGCCUGCUCCGCCGUAUCGCUCUGCAAGAGACGACUUUCCCGACGAUCACUCGAGAGAGACAGUCGCCGACCAGCGUCUCGCUCGCAUCAGACAGCUGCAGGAAGAGGCAGCCUGCGCCAGGGACAAAGCCGCCCUCGUCCGCGGCGGCAAGCAGAGGGCCCUGAUCAUGAUGGCUGAACAUCGGGAGCAGCAGGCGGAGCUGCUGAUGCGAGAGGGGCUGGAACAAAGUGGAAGGCUGGAGGCGAUGGAGGGGCACUUCGGAGACCGGGGAGACGGUGGCGGCCGCCCAGGCUCCGCAGCUGGCUUGCCGCCUUGGCUGAGAGACGAAGAAAGCGCGAAAGGCCGAGGACGAAGAUCGCAGGACAUGAGCGCGAUUUUGGAAAUGGGCGGAGUGGGCGGCCGACAAGACAACCUUGACAGGGCUGUGAUGCAUGGAGCACCCACCGAAGACGGACCCAGCGACCACGAACUCUCCAAAAUGACACGUUGCUUGUCCCCUCGCACCGUGGCUUCACUUCCGCCGCACGUCGUCUUUGAAGUCCAGAGGUUGUCUAGAGAGGUGGAUGUUCUUCGCGACAAAGCGUCAUGUUGUAGCGGCGCGAAGGCGCGUCAGCUGAGGUCGAUUGCGGAUAUUAAAGAGAGGCAAAUAGAAGAUCUGCUUCACCCUUCGCCUGCGACGGCCCCUCCCGCAGGGCCUCAACUGACGCUCCCAGCGAGCGCUCCUCCGCAAGACAGCCGUGGAGCCCCAGGGAUGUCGCCAGCCUCGCUGUGGCCCGAACACAGUCUGUUGGGGAAUCAAGUUGCAUGCGCCCAGCCGCAGGUGCCGAGUGGCGCUCACAGUGCAGGGGUGCAGCUGAGUGGCCGUUGCAAACUCGAAGAGCCAAGCGAGCAAGUGUGUCACGUGGCUCUAGGAGGCGUGGACGCGACGCAUCUUGGAGUUGGCGAACAAACGAAAAGUGGAAAAAGCGAACUAACCACAGCCGAAGCUGCCGAGGAGAACCAUCCUCUCGCCCAUCACCCGGACUGGCAACGGUACAACCAGAUGCUCAGGGAGGCCCGGGAGCACCGGGGCAAGGCGGCUUGUGUCGCGGGGGGUCGGCAGCGCCAACUUCUCGCGAUUGCGGCGGCUAAGGAGCGACAGGCAGAGGAGCUGAAGGUGAAAAUGGAGGAGUCUCUUCCGGCCCAAGUUCGCCUCGACUGUGUGGAGCGGGGUGGCAGAGACGCGCACAGGGGCGUGUCUUUGCACCGCCAUGAAGAGCCCUCUCUCGUUCUCCCGCCUCCUCGUUUGACGCGCUUUACGACCGGUGAAGAGCCAGGGUCUCCCGCUGAGGAUUCCAGCGAUGAUGCGGCAAACGUAGAAUGCUCGAGAUUCGAAUUCAAGAGUCCGCGUUUGGCUCAAGUCGUCAAUGAAGGCAGGGUACGUCGGGGAAGCCAGCUGCAGUGCCCGCCGUACCUCAUGGCCGGCGACCCACUCCCCCGUAAGGCGCCCGUGCCCUUCGAGGCGGAGACAGAUGCAGAGACACGGAAGCCGACGCUGGAGGAACUGAAGAGACAACACGAGCUCCUUCAAGAGCAGUUGCACCUCGUAGAGGAGCAGCUUCAGCUCCACCGAGAGCGACAGGCGCACGAAGAGCAGCGGAGGCGGCUGGCGGCGUUAGAGAAGCUCGAGAGAGAGGAGCGAGAAGCGGCAAAGCAGUUCAGGGAGGCGACCGACCAGGAGUUUUUGAAGCGGCAAGACCCGCCCUCAGAGUUUUUGGGGACGAGCGAAAAACUAAUCGCGCUUUCACGAGUAGGAACCCAGGAAGAAGGCGACCUUGCUGUCAGUGAGGAGACGGCUCGAUCGAGAGAAACCGGAGACGCACAAGAAACCUCCACGCAGAGAAGCAGGCAAGCCUCAGACAGCUGCUUGGACCAGGAAGAGGGACAGGGGCGCGUCUUCGACGACGCAAGCAGCAAACAGAGUUGGACGCUCGCAGAAGACGAGGCGGAUGAAGGGCCCUGAGGACUUGAAUAGAGAGGAAAACGGAGAGCGAAAGACAGACGGUUGGUGCAGUUGGAACGGGGGCAAGCGGAAGGAGAAAGCCGGUACAGUUGAAUUUUCUGCAGGUGUUUGGGAAAAGGCGAAAAUAUAUUUUUCAGCACGCUAGAUGGUGGUCGAAUUUCGGCGAUAAAACCACUUUCGCGGACAGCACGUCCCAGAAAAAAGUCAUGUUGGGGUUAUGGCCGUGUUUUGAAGUCAAAGGAGACUUCAGUGAUCCUUGCACUUGUUGACCAAGAGAUUUGCAGGUUCUCAUCGGCAUUCGCAAACGUUCUGUUUGUGACUAGAAAUCGACAUUGUUUAUCGGUGGGAGUUAUUACGCACUUUUCCCGAUUGUGUGUGCUCGUUGAGCAACUGGUGCUUCUCAAAAAUGCUCUGGGUUCAAUUUUUCAAUUCGCUACUGACCCUCCUCGCAGCGGUGGGGUGCAGUC